Amblyraja radiata (thorny skate) is the source of this 876-nucleotide messenger RNA. RefSeq names its product gastrula zinc finger protein XlCGF49.1-like. Gene Ontology annotation, molecular function: RNA polymerase II cis-regulatory region sequence-specific DNA binding; DNA-binding transcription factor activity. The coding region runs from base 271 to 876 and encodes 201 amino acids. The transcript has 3 exons. Gene Ontology annotation, biological process: regulation of transcription by RNA polymerase II. Lineage: Eukaryota; Metazoa; Chordata; Chondrichthyes; Rajiformes; Rajidae. The record is from RefSeq and is a predicted model, not a curated record.
GUGGUUAUGAAGGGGCGGGAUUGUCUCCCAUUGGCCGCUGGCGCUGCCCGUCAGUGGGAGGGGGCGGGACCUGGUCGCCGGUCACGUGAGGCGGGACGAUGCGUCGCCGCGAACGACGGGAGGAGGGAGGCCCCGCUCAGCGCCGGGAGCUCAGGGUUUAGGAGCUGUUGCUGUGGACGGAGAGAAGGGGACGUGAGCGGCCGGUGAGCCCCCCCAUCUGCUCGGUGUGCGGGCUUAGCUUCCAGGGGUUGAGCUUCAGUGGAAUACCACAUGACGGGGCACAAGGAGAAGCGUUAUGAGUGCGACGUGUGUGGCAAGGCCUGGCAGUGCCCGAGCCAGCUGGAGGUCCACCGGCGGAUGCACACGGGACAACGUCCCUUUGACUGCUCCGACUGCGGCAAGACCUUUACCCAGUUGUCAGUGCUGCAGGGGCACUGGCGCGUGCACACGGGCGAACGCGCGUUUGUCUGCUCCGACUGCGGCAAGACCUUUACACAUUCGUCGGGGCUGCGGGUGCACCGGCGGGUGCACACAGGAGAACGCCCCUUUGAAUGCUCCGACUGUGGAAAGAGCUUCAAGACAGCGCAGGAAUUGAAGAUACACCAUCGAGUGCACACGAGCGAGAAUCCGUAUAGCUGCUCUACCUGCGGGAAAAGCUUUACUCAGUUGUCGGGGCUGCAGAAGCACCAGAGCAUGCACACGGGUGAGAAACCCUAUAGCUGCUCCACCUGUGGGAAGAGCUUUGCCAAUUUGUCGGGACUGUGGGAUCACUGGCGGGUGCACAGCAGCGAGCGGCCUUUCUCCUGCUCCGACUGCGGCAAAGGCUUCAAAUCGUGCAAGACCCUGAAGCUUGCUGGCACACAGCGACAUGGAUAG